Aspergillus terreus NIH2624 is the source of this 1215-nucleotide messenger RNA. RefSeq lists its product as uncharacterized. The transcript has a single exon. The record is from RefSeq and is a predicted model, not a curated record. Gene Ontology annotation, molecular function: catalytic activity; molybdenum ion binding; pyridoxal phosphate binding. The coding region runs from base 1 to 1215 and encodes 404 amino acids. NCBI's taxonomy places the organism in Eukaryota, Fungi, Ascomycota, Eurotiomycetes, Eurotiales, Aspergillaceae.
AUGACAGAUCAAUAUGAUCCCAAGUACAACAUUCCAGAAGACACGGUCCCAGAUGGACCGAUUCGCGUCAAGGCGAUAUACAUCCACCCGGUGAAAUCCUGCGGCCCAGUCGAGAUGCAUCGCGCCUUGUUAACGAAGACUGGGUUUCUCUACGAUAGAUGUUUUGCAUUUGCAACCGAGAUCACCGACGCAACGGGCUCGAAGUGGCGAUUCAUCAGCCAGCGCACCAAGCCCAUUAUGUCGCAGAUCAAGACUGAACUAUGGCUUCCCCACGACAAGACCAAUGUCCACGACCCUCUCGUCCAGGCAGGCGGCUGCGUGGUCCUGACAUUCCAAGACCCAGAACCUCCCAGCUGGACAGCCCGACUCGAGACAAUCCUGCACACCUGGGACCUCUCAUCAAAACCACAAACUACCCUCAUCGUCCCCCUCCAACCAACCCCAGCACAAACAUCCCGCUUCCAAAUCCGCCUGAGAACCUUCGGCAUCCACAGCCGCGAUGCCCAGGGCCUGGACCUGGGCACCGUCCCAUCCAUCGCAGCCGCCCUCCCCAAGCUAAAGACCUUCCUCGGAAUCCCUCUGACCCAACCCCUCACCCUUCUACGCUGCACACCCGACACACUCACCCGCACGGAUCGCAACCUCGCUCCCCUCAGCCACAUCGGCACGCCCUCCGUACACGGCUACACCGACCAGCAACCUGUCCACAUCAACAGCCUGGCCUCCGUGCACUCCGUAUCAUCCCUCCUCCCACCAGAGAACCGGCCCCUCAACGCGCUGCGCUUCCGCGCGAACCUCUGGAUAUUCGGCGCGCCAGCCUUCGACGAAGAAUCCUGGAAACGGUACCGCAUUCUGCCGCGAACGGGCGGCGGACCGCGCGCGGAGGUCAACCCCACACUGUGCGUGGUGUGUCGGACGUCUCGGUGCACGAUGCCGAAUGUGGACCCCGACAGGGGGGUUUUCGAUGCGGAUAGCCCGGCUCCCGGGAAGAAGAGGGGGAGGCCGCAGCCUAGCACGACGCUGGUGCGGUAUCGGACUGUUGAGGAGGGGAAUCCGGCGGCGCUGGGGUAUUUGGGGAUGCAUUGCGUGCCGGAAGAUAGGGGUUUGGAGGAGGCGAGGGGGCAGGGAGUUGGGCUGUAUGUGCAGGUUGGGGAUGAGAUUGAGGUGCUUGAAAGGGGGGUGCAUUUGUAUGGGUCUACGGGGGGUGACUACUAG